Molecule: messenger RNA, 990 nt
Organism: Phytophthora nicotianae INRA-310
Lineage: Eukaryota; Oomycota; Peronosporomycetes; Peronosporales; Peronosporaceae
Exons: 2
Coding region: 1-990 (329 amino acids)
Source: RefSeq, a predicted model, not a curated record
AUGAUGAUCUUAGAUACUGUGUCCGAGAAGCUCCGCUCGAAGCAUGUUCGAACGCUGGAACUACUGCAGAAGACUCUCGAUGAGAAUGUCGAGCUGCGUGAGCAAGUGUCGAAGUUGCAAAAGGGCACACUUCACCUUGGUCAGGGAUUGCCACGAUCAAACCUCUCUUCAGAGCUAGAGGACGAAAUCGAACGCCUCAAAGAAGAACACACCCGCAAAUUCAAAGAGGUCGAAGAAGCUGCUAGCGCAAAGCUGGCAGAGCAGACUCUUGCUGUCGAGACACUCACGGCUGCGAACAGCAAACUGAAAAAUGACAUGAUAACGAUGGACGUGGCUUUACGUGAAGCACGUGACCGACUCAAAUAUGAGCGACAGAGUUGGAAUGAGGAACGAUCCCAACUUGCAGCGACUAUUACUGAGGCGACGAAGACUUUGCCACCUGCAAGUCCGACUCGAGCCAAACAGAAACAGCCACAAUCCGAGGCAUUCAUCGAGGAAGAGAAAUCGAACCAAUAUCUUGAAGCCGAGUUGGAGUUAAGUCGUCAGGCUUGUGUUAAUGCUGAUAGUGCACGCCGGUCGGCAGAGACUCAACUUAACGAAGUGAAAAUGGAUUUUGCACGAGUAACAAGUGAAGCUGCGUCCCAACGAGACCAGAUAAGAGCUCUACAAGCACAACUGGCUGCAACUCAAACACAGCAGCAAUCGCUGUCUGAAGAGCUCAAGACUGCGCGUGAUCGCAACAGGAGUCUGGAAACGAAAUCACCGAAAGAACGACCGUCGUCUUCAUCGACGAAGCUACAAUUGCAACAAAAGACGCUACUCGCACAAUUGCAAGAUACAGAGGAACGGUAUGCCAAGCUGGAGAUGGAAAAUCGAACUUUGCAGUCCCAUACUGCUAGGUUACAACAACAAUUGGCCAACGAAGUGGCACAACGCAAGGCAGACGCCUCGGAAGCAGGAAUUUUCGCCAUCCACGUCGAGUUGAAAUGA